UUGCCAUAUGCGAACGGGGCAAUGCACUUAUGUAUUAGAAUUGCUAUAGCACUAGCCUGUUGAGGGCAAGGCGAACUCCAAUGCAGUUGGUGUGCCGGCUCCACCAAAAAGUCCAAAGCUCCAACGGCCCCCAAGCUCUGAAUGACAGUAUCACCAACACGAUCCGAUGCCGGCAGACUCUCAUUACAUAUAGGGGUCAGGGCCUCGACGCUCACGACUUGACACUCACCGACCGCAUAUCCAGCAGCCCAAGAUGUCGAACUCUCCUUCCCAGCCUCCAUUUGCGACAGCCCUCCUCGCCGGCGGCUUAGCCGGUACGACCGUCGACCUCUCGCUCUUCCCCCUCGAUACCUUGAAAACCCGACUCCAAUCUGCCGCCGGUUUCUUCCCCUCGGGUGGAUUCAAUGGUAUAUACAGAGGUGUUGGCUCAGCCGUUGUUGGCUCGGCGCCUGGUGCCGCAUUCUUCUUCUGCACAUAUGAAGGCGUCAAGAAAUCGUUAGCUGCACGGCGGCAGCGGCAGGAUGACCUGCUCCUUUCGACCGGUGGUGGGCUACAUGGAAAGCCAGACGGACUUGGCAAAUGGAAGGAGCCAUUUGAGCACAUGGCUGCGGCAAGUCUCGGAGAGGUGGCUGCCUGUGCGAUCCGAGUACCUACAGAGGUUGUGAAGCAGCGCGCACAAGCCGGUUUACACGGCGGGUCGAGCUCGGCAGCACUCGGGGCGAUUCUGGCGCAAUACAAGACUGUCGGGCUUGCAGGUGUGUGGCGAGAACUGUAUAGAGGAUGGGGCAUCACAGUCAUGCGGGAGGUGCCAUUUACCGUCAUCCAGUUCCCGCUUUGGGAAGCACUCAAGGCUUGGGGGAGGAGGCGGAAGGGAGAUGGGCAUGAAGUCAGUGCGGGUGAGAGCGCGCUUUAUGGAAGCAUGUCGGGUGCGGUAGCUGCAGGUAUCACGACGCCGUUGGAUGUUCUCAAGACCAGAAUCAUGCUGUCCAAAGAGAGGGUGGGAAUCCUGACGCUGGUGAGGAGCAUACUGAAAGAAAACGGCAUCCGGCCGUUCUUUGCGGGCAUCGGGCCCAGAGUAGGCUGGAUCAGUGCAGGUGGUGCUAUAUUUUUGGGUAGUUACCAGUGGGCAGUGAAUGCGUUGCAGGGCACUGUGCGAUAAUGUAGACCUUGCGUCAUUUGACAUCUGGCCAUGGGAGUCGCAAGAUACUCGUGUACAAAUGUAUUAUAUAUGGAAUAGAGGCACAGACGGACCGGCGGGGCAUUAUAGAUUUAGAGCAAAGAUGGCCUGCAGCCAACGAAUAGGGCUUGGUUGCACGUGAAAGCCCUCCGCCUCAGGAAACUCAUUGGUCAUGGAGCAUGUUGGAUGUAUAGCUUGGUUUUGUUAGUCCAAGUUUUGGUGCUGUUCUACAUUGGUUUAUUCGCUUGAGA
Truncatella angustata is the source of this 1428-nucleotide messenger RNA. Its product is annotated as mitochondrial carrier domain-containing protein. The transcript has a single exon. Gene Ontology annotation, biological process: transmembrane transport. Gene Ontology annotation, molecular function: S-adenosyl-L-methionine transmembrane transporter activity. The coding region runs from base 254 to 1159 and encodes 301 amino acids. The record is from RefSeq and is a predicted model, not a curated record. Gene Ontology annotation, cellular component: mitochondrial inner membrane. NCBI's taxonomy places the organism in Eukaryota, Fungi, Ascomycota, Sordariomycetes, Amphisphaeriales, Sporocadaceae.